CAGUGGAGAUUUUCAAUUUUAAAGAAAAUAGCAGUGUUCCACAAAAUACAAAAAAUGUUUAUCGAUUCAGACUCUGAUUCUGAUUUGGAAGAUGCUAUUUUGUUAUAUAGUGCAGUGCUUGCCGAAUCUAUCAAAAAACAAAAAAAGAAAAGGCAAAAUAAAAGCAUUUAUUUGAAGAAGCGACAAAAAAGUGGCAGGUUUGCAAGAGAUGUGAGUUGUAUUCUGCAAAUUCGUUCAAUUAGUAUUUUUUAAUUUGUCUAAUAUAGUUUCAGGAUUUAAUUAAAGAUCCCAUAAGAUUCUAUGAAAAUUUUCACAUGGACGUGAUAACUUUUCAGCGGAUCCUAUCGAUGGUGACACCUUAUUUGAAGCCCAAGAAAAUGACUCGGCCAACAGAUGGAAUAUCUCCGAAUCAAAAGUUGGCGGCAGUGUUAGAGUACUUCGCUUGCGGAAGUCUGCAAAGGCACAUCGCUUCUGUGUAUAGGAUAAGUAAGCAACAUUUUGGUAAAAUAAUUGAUGAGGUUUCGAUUGCCCUCAUAUCAGCAUUAAAUGAAUACAUUCCACCAUAUGAUGCCAACGUCAUGAUUAAUGCUGCAAAUGACUUCAACUACCAAUGGAAUUUUCCAAAUUGUGUUGGAUCAAUUGAUGGAAAACAUAUUGCCAUUAAAUGUCCUCCCAAAGCUGGUAGUAUGUUUUUCAAUUACAAGGUAAAGUGAUAUAAAUUAUAGAUUAUCAAAAACUGUAUUUAUAAUUUUAUUCGUAGGGUUACCAUAGUAUUGUUCUUUUGGCUGUCGCCGAUGCCAAAUAUAAAUUUUCGUACAUUGAUGUCGGAGCUUAUGGAAGCGAAGGAGACGCAGGUGUUUUUUCGAGCAGUAAAUUGGGAAAAGCAAUGGCAAACGA
Messenger RNA from Hermetia illucens (black soldier fly), 897 nucleotides. RefSeq lists its product as uncharacterized. The transcript is spliced from 2 exons. The record is from RefSeq and is a predicted model, not a curated record. Bases 315 to 713 code for a protein of 132 amino acids. Lineage: Eukaryota; Metazoa; Arthropoda; Insecta; Diptera; Stratiomyidae.